CAACCCACCACCUCACUGCUCCCGUCUCCUAACUAUCAGCACUUCAAACAAGUAUAUAAGAUAUGGAGCUUUCUGUGGCCUCCGUCUUCUUAGUCGACUCAAUCAUAAUCCCAGCGAUUCCGUACUACCGUCUUUUGCGAAAUGUCGUUUCUGCAGAUCCCGCUCUUCCCCGCUCUCUGGGCCCCUUCCCCGUCGCCGAUCGCGGAGGUCCUAUCCAACGAUCACCUUCUCUCGCUCGUUCUGCGAUCGCUCACGCGCGACUCCUUCCGCUACGCGCUCGUCUGCAAGCGAUGGUACGCCGCGGCGCGCCUCUCCCUCGCGCACCUCACUAUCAAAUUCGAGAUCCGAUCCUCCGUUCUCUUAGAUACGAUUCGCCGCUUUUCCUCGCUCACGCACGUCACGCUGGGCCAAUACAAAGUCCAGGACGCGCAGGGCGAUGCGCUCUUCCAGUGCCUGGGCGCCACGUGUCCGCAUUUAACGCACUUGACCGUGAACUACCAGUUGCACAUGCGCGUCACUUCCACCGGCCUCUCGUCGCUCUUCCGCGGCUGUCCCAGGCUCCGCGAUCUCCGCUUGCUCACCCUCAACUCCCUCCCGCACCUCCCGUCCUCCAUCACUCUCCUCACCGACCUUCGAACCCUCCACCUCUGCCCCUGCCCCUGCCGCUACCCCUGCUGCCGCUACGGAGUCGAUCGAUUUGAGCAUCUCGUUUCGCCUCCCGAAAGCCUCGGCGCGCUUCAGAAGCUACAGGAGAUCCGUGUUAUAACAGGAUCGCCGUUCCAAGGCCUCUCGGAUUGCAUCAGCAGCCUCACUAACCUCCGGAGCCUGACCUUUCUCAACCCCUCCCUCACUCAACUACCUGAGGCCGUGGGCUACCUACCGCUGUUGCAAACAUUAGAAGUCGAAAUGGAGAAUCUAAGGCAUAUUCCGGAUUCCUUCCAGCAGCUGACCAGCCUUCAGUUCUUAUCGCUGCGAUGCAGGUAUUUGAAGCGCCUGCCAGAGCAUGUGGUAGGGGCGAUGACACAGUUAAGAACGCUGUCUCUCUGCUGCACGUCUCUCCAAGGCCUGCCAGGCAGCUUGUGCUCCCUCCCCCUCUCCUCCCUCUCCAUCCUCUCCUGUCAUGUAGCCACCCCCUCCAUCCUCGCGUCCCUCCCUGAGGAUUUCGGAGCCCUGGAAAAGCUUGAAACCCUAAGGCUGGAGCAUCUUCCCAACCUUAAGUGUCUGCCCGAAAGCGUGGGUGAUUUGCCCAGAUUGCGAUCCACGUCCAGCAAGUUCCAGCACAAGGCACAGCAGCCACAGCCACAGUGCAGCAGCGUGCAGCACAAGGCACAGCAGCCUUGGGGCCUGGCGUCUCUCACCACCCUCAAGCUCAGUUAUUGCCCUCAGAUCUCCUCUCUCCCAGAGGCCAUCUCCUCCCUCACCGCCCUCCGCUCCCUCACCCUUGACCGCAUGAGCGGCCUCACCAGCCUGCCCGAAUCUCUCGGGCAAUUGAAAAGCCUUCAGCGCUUGGAGCUUGAAUUCAUGGAAAACUUAUCUGGGCUGCCCAAGUCACUCGAGCAGCUGAGAAGCCUAGAAUGCCAGGUGAUCAAUGGGGGCGAGGUGACAUUCCCGUGGUGGGUCGAGUGGCUGCUGAUUGGAGUAGUGAAAUUGCUGUUCCACGCUGAUGGAGGCUAGGCUAUACAAGACAGACAACCUCUCUUUUCUCUUGUUGGCAUCCUCAUUCUUUGCUUGACGCGGCUUCGAAGAGAGGUAAUAACAGUGGCCAGACUGG
Molecule: messenger RNA, 1771 nt
Organism: Closterium sp. NIES-67
Lineage: Eukaryota; Viridiplantae; Streptophyta; Zygnematophyceae; Desmidiales; Closteriaceae
Source: the annotation of a GenBank genome assembly